AUGGAUGAGGCAGCAGUGGAGCCGACCCUGGUGCAGACACUCGCUGUGAGCGCCAUUGAAGGCCGAUAUCUGUCUCUGUCUCCCUCCUUCCAGCGCUGCUCGCUCGCCUCCUGGAUUACAGAAAACAUCAAGAAGAAAGAGUGCUGCUUCUAUGUGGAGGAUGGCAGGGAGGGGAUUUGUAAGUGUGGUCACCCAAAGAUCCAGCACUGCGAUGAGGCCAUCAAACCGGAGGACUAUAUGGGGGAGCAGUGGGACAGACACAGACACGUCAGAGAGGUGCCCACCGAUGCCUUUGGAGAUAUCAGCUUUGGAGGACUUGGACAGAAAACCGGGAAGUAUGUUCGGGUGUCGUCGGACACGUCCUGUGAGAGUCUGUACCAGUUGAUGACCGAACACUGGAAACUGCGUUCGCCGAACCUGCUGAUAUCAGUGACCGGCGGAGCCAAAAACUUCUACAUAAAGACUCACCUGAAGGACAAGUUCCGCCGGGGCCUCAUCAAAGUCGCCCAGACCACAGGUGCGUGGAUCCUGACAGGAGGGACACACGCCGGUGUGAUGAAGCACGUGGGCAUGGCCGUGCGAGAUCACACACUCAGCAGCGGUUUGAUGGAGGGACAGAACGUCGUCAUUGGUGUGGCACCCUGGGGAGUCAUUCACAACCGACACGCACUCGUCCAUCCUGAGGGUUGUUUCCCUGCGUACUACGCUCUGGACGAGCAGGGUCAGGGCUGUCUCUCCUGCCUCGAUAACAAUCACACUCACUUCCUGCUGGUGGAUGAUGGCACUCACGGACAUUAUGGUGUUGAGAUUGAGCUGCGGGCCCGUCUGGAGAAACUCAUCUCUCAGCAAUCGCUGGGAAACAGAGAGAGUGGAGUGACAAUACCAGUGGUCUGUGUGGUAUUGGACGGUGGUCCAGGAACACUAAACACAAUCUACAAUGCAAUGCUGAAACACACGCCGUGUGUGGUGCUGGAGGGCUCUGGACGCCUGGCGGACGUCAUCGCUCAGGUGGCGGCUCUGCCCGUGUCAAAGGUCACCCUGGUCCUCAUCAACCAGCUCAUGAAGAGGUUUUUUGGACAAGAGUACAGAAGCUUCACUGAGGUGCAGGUCAUCGAGUGGACCAAGAAGAUUCAGGACAUCAUCCGAAUGCCUCAUUUGCUCACUGUGUUUCGGAUUGACGAGGAUAAAAACUACGAUGUUGACGUUGCCAUUCUACAGGCUCUGCUGAAAGCCUCCAGAAGCGAUGAGCAUGCGGGCCGACAGUCGUGGGAGAGACAGCUGGAGCUCGCCGUGGCCUGGAACCGAGUGGACAUCGCCGAGAGCGAGAUCUUCACCGAGGAGAGCCAGUGGACGUCGUGUGAUCUGCAUCCGGCCAUGUUUUCUGCUCUGGUGGGCGACAAACCCGAGUUCGUGCGGCUCCUGCUGGAGAAUGGAGUGUGUGUGAGGAAGUUUCUGGAGCAUGAGGACACGCUCGGUGAGCUUUACGCCCACCUUCCCACCUGCUUCUUCCUGCGCAAACUCGCCAAACGAGUCCAGGGUGGAAAAAUCCGCAGGGGUCAUGACCAGCCGCCUGGAAGCUCCAAGAUCUCCUUGAGUCACGUGGCUGAAGAAGUGCGCCACCUGCUGGGGAGUUUCACACAUCCGCUAUACAAGCUGUCGCGCUACAACAUGACCGAAGAUGAUGUCCGUCUAGUGGUGCUGUCCAAAGGUCUGGUGGAUCUGCCGUGUUCGGAUGAAGACUGGACCCCAGACACGGUUUGGGACCCAGGACGGGAUCUGUUCCUCUGGGCCGUCGUACAGAAUAACACAGAACUGGCAGAGAUCGGCUGGGAGCAGUGCAGAGACUGUAUCGCAGCCGCUCUGGCAGCCAGUAAGAUCUUGAGGAAACUGGCGCAGGAGAGCGGAGAGGACGACAGCGAAGAGGCAAAGGAAAUGGGAGAACUUGCCAGCCACUACGAGAAACAAGCCAUCGGUGUGUUCACUGAGUGUCACGGCUGGGAUGCGCAGCGGGCGCAGAAGCUGCUGAUCCGCAUCUCUCCGUCGUGGGGCAGAAGCACCUGUCUGUGGCUUGCGCUCGAGGCUGACGCUAAGAGCUUCAUCGCUCACUCAGGAGUCCAGGCUCUGCUGACUCAGAUCUGGUGUGGAGAGCUGUCCGUGGAUAAUCCACACUGGAAAGUGCUGCUUUGCAUGAUCUUCUUUCCUCUCAUCUACACCGGCUUCCUGACCUUCAGACGAGAUGAAGUCAUCCAGAGACAGGCCGAGAGGACGGAGCAGCAGAAACUGGCCAUGGAUGCAGUCUUUUCUGGAAGCUCAGAUGUCAAAAUCAAACGGCAUUACCGCGGCUCCUCGCAGAAGUCUGAGCUGAAGCCUCUGAACUGUUCGUCUCGUCUGAUGAGUCUGUUCACGUCGCCUCAAGUCAAGUUUUACUGGAACAUCGCCUCGUAUUUUGGCUUCCUGUGGCUGUUUGCCGUGGUGCUCAUGAUCGAUUUCCAGGCCUAUCCGUCGUGGAGGGAACUUCUGCUGUACGUGUGGCUCACCUCGCUGGUGUGUGAGGAGGUUAGACAGUUCUGUCAUGACUUCGACGGCUUUGGUUUCCGGAGGAAAGCGAAGAUGUACAUCAGUGAUCUGUGGAACAUUCUGGAUGUGCUGUCCAUCAUGCUGUUCAUUGUUGGUCUGAUGAUGGAUUUGUUCUUCUUCAUGUUUCUGCUCAGUAUCUGGGUGGUGGCGUAUGGCGUGGCCAAGCAGGGCAUUUUGAUUCACAAUGAAGACAGACUGAACUGGAUCAUCCGUGGAGCCGUCUAUGAGCCCUACCUCAUCAUAUUCGGCAGCGUCCCCACUAAUAUAGACAACACUCAGUUUGAUGUGGGCAGCUGUAGUGUGAACGGCUCCGAUCCUCUGAAGCCCAAAUGUCCCGUGCUGAACGAUGAGAACAUGUCGGCCUUCCCAGAAUGGCUGACCAUCAUCAUGCUGUGUGUCUAUCUGCUGUUCGCCAACAUCCUGCUGCUCAACCUCCUCAUUGCCAUCUUCAACUACACGUUCCAGGGGGUCCAGGACAACACAGACACCAUCUGGAAGUUCCAGCGCUACGAGCUGAUUAAGGAGUACCACAGUCGACCCGCUCUUCCUCCACCCUUCAUCCUCCUCAGUCACCUCAUCCUCUUCAUCAGAGGAGUGCUGCUGCGCUACCCUCCACAGAGACACAAACACUUCAGACAGGAACUGGAGCAGACUGAGGAAGAGGAGCUGUUGUCAUGGGAGGCCUACAUGAAGGACAACUAUCUGGCAUCGACACGACAGGACGAGAGCCAGAGCGUGGAGCAUCGUAUCCAGGACACCGCAGAGAAGGUUGGUGUGAUGUCAGAACUUCUGGAGCGCGAGCCGGAGAUGGUUUCUGCCACCGUGGCAAAACGACUGUCCAGGCUUGAAGAGCAGGUCUCGGACUCCACCAAAGCUUUACGAUGGAUUAUAGAUGCACUGAAAUCUCAGGGAUGCAAAUCCAAAAUGCAGCCGCCACUAAUGACAGGUAAAAGCUCUGACAGAGAUGAUGGUGAAUCCAGUGGACAGGAGACAGAUGAAGAAACGGCUCCUCACACGUUUGCACGUCAGCUUCAGUAUCCCAGCAGUACCGUCAAACGCUUCCCCGUGCCUGAGGAGAAGGUGCCCUGGGAGGUAAACUUCACUCCAUAUCUUCCCCCAGUUUACAGUCAACAGGACAGCAGCGACUCUGACGCUUCAGUCUUGGACAAGCACAGGAAUCCAGGAGGAAGGACUGGGAUUCGGGGAAAAGGGGCUCUGAAAUCCCUCGGUCCGAAUCACAUUGUCCACCCAAUCCUCACCAGGUGGAGAUAUGCUAAGCAUAUAUUGAGUCAAUCCUAAAUUUUUGUUCCUAAACUUUUUUUCUUGCAGUGCACAGCUAAACCUGAUGAGCCUCUAGCACAGACACUGGAGAGGAUUCUGGGUAAAAAGUUACAUGACAAGACCAAGUCUAAACUAGAGACUGGAGAAGAGGUGUAUAAGGGUUAUGUAGAUGACAGCAGGAACACCGAUAAUGCCUGGAUAGAGACCACCAUCAUCACACUUCACUGUGACAAACGCACUCCGCUCAUGGCAGAUAUGAACCACAUUGUCGAGAGCUCGCUGUCGUCUCAUCAGCUGCUCCAGUGGUGGGAAGUGAGCAGCACCGCUUGUGUGUGUCCGUACCAACGAGAGGCUCUGCGUCAGAUAGCACAGUGUCAUAACACACACUUCUGACCCUCAGGAAAACACACAAACACACUCUGCACUCCUAUGUGUCUUUAAAGGUGUGGCAUUUCUGUGCCACAAACUGUGGAAGAUUGUUUCUGCCACAGAAU
Messenger RNA from Sinocyclocheilus grahami, 4352 nucleotides. It is a transcript of the gene trpm2, whose product is annotated as transient receptor potential cation channel, subfamily M, member 2. Gene Ontology annotation, cellular component: plasma membrane. The transcript has 30 exons. Lineage: Eukaryota; Metazoa; Chordata; Actinopteri; Cypriniformes; Cyprinidae. Gene Ontology annotation, molecular function: ligand-gated calcium channel activity. The record is from RefSeq and is a predicted model, not a curated record. Gene Ontology annotation, biological process: calcium ion transmembrane transport.